AUGACUGAAAUCAGAGGUAUGCUGCAACAACUCAUUGGGACAAAUGAAAAGAUGCAAGAGAAGUUAGCUGCACAUGAUUCAGCAAUCAAAGACAUUGAAACUCAAUUGGGACAGCUAUCUAUGGCCUUGAACAAUCGCCCACAAAGAACAUUGCCUGCAGAUACAAACAUUAAUCCAAAGGAGCAGAGUCUAAAUCAGCUCAUGGCAGUGAGUCUCAGGAAUGGGAGAGAUUUAGACAGGGAGCAAGAAGUUGCUCAAUCCAGGAAAGAGCCAACGCCAACUACUCCAGCUACUCCAGUUACAUUAGAGACCGAUGAGUCAGCAGAGCUCACCGAGGUUGCAAUCGAGCAAGCACAAGUUGACAAGGGGUAUGCAAAAAUGAUGAAGGACGUGAUGUCGCGAAAAUUUGACUUCCAAGACAUGUCCACUAUAACUGUGACACAGAUCUGCAGCGCGGUAGUGACAAGACCUAUGGCUCAAAAGGUGUCUGAUCCAGGUAGUUUCACUAUCCCAUGCACCAUUGGGAGUUAUGCUUUUGCUAAAGCAUUGUGUGACUUGGGAGCCAGUAUAAACUUGAUGCCAUUUGAAAUCUAUACAAAACUGGGCAUUGGCAGAGCUAGACCAACCUCAAUGUUGCUGCAACUGGCUGAUCGCACAGUCAAAAGACCGACGAGAAUUCUUGAUGAUGUGCUUGUUCAAGUGGGAAAAUUUGUAUUCCCUGCAGACUUCGUCAUUCUUGAUUGUCAAGUGGAUGAAGAGAUACCAAUCAUUUUGGGCAGGCCGUUUUUAGCCGCUGGGAGAGCAUUGAUUGAUUGUGAGACUGGAGAAUUGAAAAUGAGGUUGAACAAUGAAGAGAUAAUAUUCAAUGUUCAACAAUCUAUGAGGAGACCCAGCGAAUUUGCAAAUUGCUCACUAGUGGAGGCCGUAGAUGUAAUACUACAGGAGGAGGAUGAGACUACUAUUAAUGUCAGGGAUCCGUUGGAAGCCUGCCUGUUGAAUCUGGAAAAUGUUGAUGGUGAAGAGUUGGCAUAG
Molecule: messenger RNA, 1032 nt
Organism: Nicotiana attenuata
Lineage: Eukaryota; Viridiplantae; Streptophyta; Magnoliopsida; Solanales; Solanaceae
Exons: 2
Coding region: 1-1032 (343 amino acids)
Source: RefSeq, a predicted model, not a curated record